Molecule: messenger RNA, 567 nt
Organism: Emys orbicularis (European pond turtle)
Lineage: Eukaryota; Metazoa; Chordata; Testudines; Emydidae
Gene: MYL1
Product: myosin light chain 1
Exons: 5
Coding region: 1-567 (188 amino acids)
Cellular component (GO): myosin II complex; contractile muscle fiber
Molecular function (GO): calcium ion binding
Source: RefSeq, a predicted model, not a curated record
AUGGCACCAAAGAAGGACGUUAAGAAACCUGCACCAGCAUCAGCACCAGCACCGGCACCAGCUCCUGCCCCAGCGCCUGCCCCAGAACCAACUAAACCCAAAGAACCAGUCAUUGAUCUGAAGAGUAUCAAGAUCGAGUUCUCCAGGGAGCAGCAGGAUGACUACAAGGAUGCUUUCCUCCUCUUUGACAGGACAGGUGAAGGCAAGAUCAUCUUAAGCCAGGUUGGUGACAUCAUCCGUGCUCUGGGACAGAACCCUACAAAUGGUGAGAUCAAGAAGAUCCUGGGCAACCCCAGCAAGGAAGAGAUGAAUGCCAAGAAAAUUACAUUUGAAGAAUUCCUGCCCAUGAUGCAGGCAGCUGCCAACAACAAGGAACAGGGUACCUUUGAAGACUUUGUUGAAGGUCUGCGUGUGUUUGACAAGGAGGGCAAUGGCACAGUCAUGGGUGCUGAACUCCGUCAUGUACUGGCUACUCUGGGGGAGAAGAUGACGGAGGAAGAAGUAGAAGAACUGCUAAAAGGACAGGAAGACUCUAAUGGCUGCAUCAACUAUGAGGGUAGGUAUUAA